This is a messenger RNA of Anoplopoma fimbria (sablefish), 2430 nucleotides long. It is a transcript of the gene skida1, whose product is annotated as SKI/DACH domain containing 1. The record is from RefSeq and is a predicted model, not a curated record. Lineage: Eukaryota; Metazoa; Chordata; Actinopteri; Perciformes; Anoplopomatidae.
AUGGGAGACCUGAAGAGUGGCUUUGAGGAAAUGCAAGGAGUGAGAUUGGGAUACCUGCUCAUCAAAGGCAAGCAAAUGUUUGCUUUGUCUCAGGUCUUCACCGACCUGCUGAAGAACAUCCCUCGGACCACGGUGCACAAACGCAUGGACCACCUGAAUGUGAAGAAGCACCACUGUGACCUGGAGGAGCUGAGGAAGCUCAAAGCAAUAAACUCUAUAGCUUUCCACGCCGCUAAAUGCACGCUGAUAUCUCGGGAGGACGUGGAGGCUCUGUAUGUCUCCUGCAAGACGGAGAGGGUGUUGAAGUCCAACAAAAGGAAAGCGAAAGCUGUGUGUGUCCCCGGGGACCAGGACGCAUCCCGGGGACUCCUCUGCACCGACAACGAGCUGUGGAAGGAAAAAGUUUGGUUUAGUUUGCACGGCGUCCCGGAGACUCUGUCACUGCACAGCAAACCGGGCAGGAGGAGAGAGCUGACCCCUUGCCUUACCGACUCCAAACUACCUCAAUUCCACGACAAAACCCAAGAACAGGAGUGCAGUUCUGUGACAAAGUCCAUUCACAAACACUUUAAAAACUAUGAAACAGAGAAAAUCGCAGGGAACCGGGUCACUCCGAGCCAAAGGCAUUCGUUUUUAGCUGCUCAGUCCAGGCUCUCGAGCUCAGCCUGCGACCUACUUCACAAGAGGAAGAGGAGGCGAGGGGGUGGCAGGGACGGCGCGAGGCACUCGUGGAGCAGGAGCAGGCACGCGCACCAGCACGCACUGCUCGUUCAGCCCAAAUCAGCUCACGGUGCGUCUUUUGGCUCUUUCCACCUGGGUCCGGAUUUCUAUCUUGACCCCAGACCUCACCAUCACCACCACCACCAGCAUCACCAUCACCACCACCACCACCACCACCAGCACCACCAGCAGCACCAGCAGCAGGACGAGCAGCCCAGUUUCCAGGAGAGCUGCAGCAGCGACACCGAGUCCAGUAUCUACUCGGACCGGGCCUACCCAGAUUCGGACUUUGGAUCCGGCCUCUCCAGCACCACCAGCAGCAACAACUCUGGGAGCUCCGAGGAGGAGGAUGAUGAAGAAGAUGAAGAAGAUGGGGAGGUGGGUGAGGAUGAGGAUGACACGCAGUCAGAGAGUUCAGAGGUCAGCUCAGAUGAGGAGGAGAGCUCGUCUCAGUCCGACUCCAGCUCGGUUUCUAGCCGCGUUUCGGUGCAGAGCAUUCGGUUCCGACGGGCCAGGGUCGGAGCUCUCAAAGGUCUCAACACCAGCAAAGCACCUUUGGUCCUGCAGCCUACGUUUCACUACAACAACCAGCAUCCACAAGAGAAACAGCACAGGACACUGGGCCAUGUCUACCCUCCACACACAGGGGAGAAACGUCAGAAAUGUGACUUUAUAUCCAGUAAAUCUACACUCGACUUUGGACCUUUACAGCCACCAAAAUUCAUGGGGGAGAGCUUUUUCACUGAGUCCAAACGGGAAAAGGCGUUUUUUGAGGCAGAUCCGAUCAGGGUCGACCACAUGGACGAGCCGGCCCCUUAUUCACGGACACACACUCGGUUUAAGGCUUUUAACCCCUUGUGCAGGACACAGGGGCAUCCCACCAAGUGCCACCAAUGGGACCAGGUCAAAGACGCAAAGAGCCACAGAUGUUCCGACAAAAGGGAGGUGAAGAACCUCAAAUGUCCCACUCCAAUGAAAAAAAUCAAGACCGAGCCGGAGGAGCUCUCUGUGACCGCCGCUCCUUCCUCGGAGAGCGGCAGGACAACCAGGACACCACCCUUCAACCUCCACAAUGUGAAAGUUAAAGUGGAGGAGAGCUGGGAUGAGUAUGAAUACCAGAGCCAGCUAGUCAAAUGCAAAGGAGAUAAUAAGACAGAGAGAGACUUCUUCUUCAACAGUGGGAUUAAAGCCACAGAGAAGAGUCCUGAUGUGGCCCCCAGGUCUCCCUGUGGUCCUCAGGAAUACAGGAGCACCCAGGACACCCCAUGCAUUUUGCAAGGGGAGCACAGGAACAAAAGCUGCAGGGUUAGGGUGCUGGGGAGUAAAAAAAACCAAGUCUCCAGGAUGCAAUCAAAACUAAACGUGCCCAGAGUCAACAAAACUGCCUUUUUCUCUUCUUCUUCCUCCUCCUCCUCCUCCUCUUCUCCUUGUUCGUCUUCUUCUCGUCCCAGUGAGGAGGUAUCCGUGAAACCGAGCAGACGCAGACGCAUUGCCAGCUCAGCUCCAGUGAAAAUGCCCUUCAGCCUGAUCGCAAAUUUCCCUUCCCCACCGUCGCUUGUUGUCGGCAGUGACGGGGAUCUGUGCCCGGCUUCCUCCCUGAACUCGCUGAGGGCCCCCGGGCCUCCCCCUCCGUCCCACCCCGUGUGGAGGUGGCAGCCAGGCGGCCAGAUUCUCCCUCCCCCACUCCCUCAGAGAACUAGGAAAUACUGA